GGAGGAGGAGGUCCGGCUCGGUCCGGCGGAAGCUUCUGCUUAAGACCAUCGAGUUGUUCUCUAUUCGUCUUUUUUCCUGCACACUUUCCUCAACCGCGUGGCUUUCGACUGCUAUUAUUAUUAUUAUUAUUAUUAUUAUUAUUAUUAUUAUUAUUAUUAUUGGUGUAUGACGAUUUAUAUUUUAUUGAACAUUUGUCCACAAACUGAGGAUAAGGAAACAUAUCGUAGGACUCGAAAUUUCUUCCAAAUGGAUAUUAAUGCCCGAAAGCUGCUGUUAUUUUUUGUAGCAGGAUUUUUAGAGAACAUUGAGUUAAAAGUCACAUGCAGUCCUCACGUUCUGGAGUGUAAUACGACAGCUCUUCACCUGGAGAUGGAGGAGUGUGGAGGACACUUCAAGACUGAAAUGGCUGAGUUACACCCCAAUUAUUCGUGCGACUUUACCCAUUUUAUUAGUGCAUACCACUACUUUACAUCCUGCGCAGAGAACAAUUCAGUGAAGAUCGGCUGUUUUUGGCCCCACCCAGUGGUAGAGCACUAUAUUAUCCUUAUCCACAAACAAUUCUUUUCCAACUGCACGAAAAACAAGGACCCAAGUGACACUCUUGAAGACACUUUCAACUCAACCAUAAAUAUUCUUAUCAUAGUUACAGUCUUACUUACACUGGCCAUGGUCACAUCAGUGGUAUGUUGCAGCAAGCAAAGAUAGUACCUAUAGGUUGAAGAUGUUAUGCAUAUGGUAUAUAAGACCAGUUUUACCCAAAGUACCACUCACCUGGCUUUUGUAUUUGCAUGUAAACCAUUUGGCUGACACCUUUGAUUGAAGUGACUUGAUGAGAUGAGAUGCAACUGAGCAGUUGAGGUCUAAAGGCCUAACUGAUAUUGAAUAAUAUGGAGAUGAUCCUGAAGUAUGACAGUGUGCAUGGUGCAUGGAAAGGAAAAGUAUGUGAGUGACCCUAAGACACAAACUGAAUGGACAAAACUAUCCCCAGUUCGUUUGCACUUAUAAGGCACUGGUCCUUCAAACUAAACUCUGACAAGGACAUAAAAUACUUUCCCAGAAUCAACAAUAAUAGAGUGGACAUAGGCUUUCAUGGGGUACAAAAACUGUUAGAAAUUGAUGCACAAUUUUUUUGAAUAUACAUUAUAUAAAUAUACAUUGUUGUACCUGGUGCCACAAGACACUGUGUUGAUAUAUACACCAUAUACAUUAUUCUUAUGUACAUAGAAUAAAUUAAAAUGGAAUAUCAUACAGUGUAUGUGAAUUGAGGGUACAAAAUAGAGAUACUGUAUAGAGAUAUGCACAUAGCCUGAUAUUUUUCUGCUCUGUCUCUUUCCCACUAACAUCAAUUUUUACCCUUUUCCCACACUCACAAACAGACAAUCCAAACAGGAUGUCAACCCCCACUGGCCUUCCUUCUUUCCUUCCUUCCUUCUCCACAUUACUGCAACUGAGUAGUCUCAUCCACACAGACAUAUUCCCAACCCCCAGUGAUAUAAGAACUACAGUAGAAAUAAAACCUCUUGAACUUAAUUCUUUUUAUUGCAGCGCACAGUAUUUGUACUCCAUCUUUAACCUUUUGAAACAAAUUACAAUGUUCUAUGACUAAUAUGAAGUUAAACAUUUUUAUUUAGGUCCUGGUUUUCAAAAAGUGGGGUUUUAGUGCUGUACUCACAUUGCUAUCUUACAAUGAUCUUUAUGGUGCAAAAAUCAGUCCCAGGGCUAUGAAGGUUUAAUUUGUUGAUAAAAAAUGGGAUGAUGCAUGAUGUAUAAUCUCAUUUUAUAUGAUAUUUAUUUCUGGCUGAAAAUGAAACUAUUUGUUCCAGUGCAGCAACAUGCCAUUAAUAGAAGAAACAGUUUCAAAGGAUGUUUUUUAUUAUUAUUAUUAAAUAUGAUGAAUGCCUCUGGCAUUAAUUUCCUGUUUAUGCAUUAAAUCACUGAGUGAAUCUUACUAGCUUAUAAGUUAAUGCCAUAUUUUGCGCUGUGAAGAAUAAAAAUAGAAUCUCUUA
Messenger RNA from Hemibagrus wyckioides, 2007 nucleotides. RefSeq names its product receptor activity-modifying protein 3-like. The transcript is spliced from 3 exons. Gene Ontology annotation, molecular function: coreceptor activity. Gene Ontology annotation, cellular component: membrane; signaling receptor complex; cell surface. Gene Ontology annotation, biological process: intracellular protein transport; regulation of G protein-coupled receptor signaling pathway; calcium ion transport. NCBI's taxonomy places the organism in Eukaryota, Metazoa, Chordata, Actinopteri, Siluriformes, Bagridae. The coding region runs from base 167 to 706 and encodes 179 amino acids. The record is from RefSeq and is a predicted model, not a curated record.